AUGAUCAUCUUUGAGAUUAACAUGUAUUGCCACACAUUGAGUCUCUCCAGGUCUAAGAACCACACCACACACAACAAGUCCCACAAAUGGCAUAGAAAUGGCAUCAAGAAACCCUACUCACAAACAUACAAAUCUCUUAAGGGGGUGGACCCCAAGUUCCUGAACAACAUGCGCUUUGCCAAGAAGCACAAGAAAGGCCUGAAGAAGAUGGAGGCAAACAACGCAAAGACAAUGAAUGCGGGAGCAGAGGCCAUCAGUGCCCUGGUGAAGCCUGUGGCCAUUAAGCCCAAGAUGCCAAAAGGCCCCAGGAGCAAACUCAGCCAUCUGGUUUUCAUUUCUCACCCCAAGCUUGAGAAGCAGAUUCGAAGCUACAUGGCCAAGGGUAGUAGGCUUUGCCAAACAAAGCCCAAGGUUCAAACGAUGGCAGAGGCAGCAGCCCCAGCUCAGGCUCCUAAAGGUGCCUGGGCCCCUGUGAAGGCUCCAUAG
Messenger RNA from Psammomys obesus (fat sand rat), 486 nucleotides. Its product is annotated as 60S ribosomal protein L29-like. Gene Ontology annotation, molecular function: structural constituent of ribosome. NCBI's taxonomy places the organism in Eukaryota, Metazoa, Chordata, Mammalia, Rodentia, Muridae. Gene Ontology annotation, cellular component: ribosome; cytosolic large ribosomal subunit. The coding region runs from base 1 to 486 and encodes 161 amino acids. The transcript has 2 exons. The record is from RefSeq and is a predicted model, not a curated record. Gene Ontology annotation, biological process: cytoplasmic translation.